GACCGGCGGCGGGCGCUGGAGGCCCUGGAGAGCGACCCGCAGGUGGGGGCCAUCGUCCUCACCGGCAGCCAAAAAGCCUUCGCAGCUGGCGCGGACAUCAAGGAGAUGCAGAAUAAAACCGCCGUCCCGGCCAGAACGGACAGCGGGGGCACCCAGGUGUCCCUCUGUCCCUCUCUCAACUUUUCCCUUCCCCAAACGGCUCCAGGCGCUGGAGGGACGCAGAGGUUGACCAGGGCGGUGGGGAAGUCACUGGCAAUGGAGAUGGUCCUCACUGGGGACCGGAUUUCGGCGGCAGAGGGGAAGGAGGCAGGUCUGGUCAGCAAGGUCUUCCCCGUGGAGAAGCUGCUGGGACGACCGCAAGGAGGGGAUGACGGCGUUUGUGGAGAAGCGCAAGGCGAACUUCACCGACAGCUAAGCCAGGUGCCGGUCCCCGCAGCCACCUGCUGCCCAUCAGCCCCCUGCGUCCCCCUGCGGAGGGGGGUCCGGGACCCACUGGCGAGCGAUGCUUACCUGGGGUGA
This is a messenger RNA of Egretta garzetta (little egret), 519 nucleotides long. RefSeq names its product enoyl-CoA hydratase, short chain 1 (gene ECHS1). Gene Ontology annotation, cellular component: mitochondrion. The record is from RefSeq and is a predicted model, not a curated record. Gene Ontology annotation, molecular function: enoyl-CoA hydratase activity. Gene Ontology annotation, biological process: fatty acid beta-oxidation. NCBI's taxonomy places the organism in Eukaryota, Metazoa, Chordata, Aves, Pelecaniformes, Ardeidae.